AUGAAAUUGCUCACAAUCUCCAGGGCGGAUCAAGUCGCUGAGCAUCCAAGCAUGUCGUGGUCCUUCUACGUGAACCACUACCAAAACGAGACUCAAGCACGAAGAGAUUCCAAAUAUGCAUACAGGCUAUCCAACGGCACUUUGUGGUCUGGCCUCAAUCCUCCCGAGGGUGCCGAGCCACUCGGCAUAUUGUAUCCUCGAGGCGCGACCCUUGGUGGUUCUGCUCAGCUGAAUGCUAUGAACUUUGCUCUUCCACCUGAUAACGAUUGGGAUGCUAUAGCUGAGCUAACUGGCGACGAUUCUUGGAGGUCCGACAAGAUGAGAGAGCUGUUCAUCGAUAUUGAGAACUGCACUUAUGCUCCAGAGGGGAGUCCCGGCCACGGCUUCGGCGGAUUUGUUCAGAGCAAUCGUAAUAACAUCUCUUAUAUUACUGAUCGCCCUGGCGUCGUGAAAUCUCUGAAGCGCGCUAUUGAGCAAACCGAGGGCAUUCAAGUCCAUGAUGCCGCUGAAGUUGGCAGGCUCAUGCAACGAGACAUCAACAGACUGGACAAGGAUCGAUACUCGCCCGGCGUCUACCAGAUUCCCCUCCAUAUUGACAGCCUUCGACAGCGCAAUGGCGCAUGGCGUUAUCUACACGAGACAAUGAUGUCUAGAACAGCAAAUGACUCUGCUCGGUAUCCUUUGACUGUCAGCACUCAUUCUCUGGCUACCCGCGUUCUCUUUAAAGAUGGUCGGAAUGGUAAGCCUCAGGCGUAUGCAGUCGAGUAUCUUAAGGGUGAAGGGCUGUACUCUGCUGAUGAACGCUACGAUGAGUCCGAAUCUGGUCGUUUACGCAACGUCACCGCAUCAAGAGAAGUCAUCAUCGCGGGUGGUGCUUUCAAUACGCCCCAGAUCCUGAAGCUGAGUGGUAUUGGUCCUCGGGAGGAGCUCGAGAGUCUUGAAAUUCCUGUCAUCGUGGAUCUUCCCGCAGUGGGCAAAUAUCUACAAGACAACUACGAAGGUGGCGUAACCGUUGAAGCCUCUGUACCAUGGGAGAACAAUCCCUUUGCGAACUGUCCCUUCACACUCCAAGCCAACGAUACAUGUUAUCAAGAAUGGAACCAGUCUCAUACUGGUGCUUACGGCGAAGGCGCAGCUCCAAUUUCACUUCUCUACAGGUCUAGCGUCAGCGAAACAAAUGACGCAGACUUGUACCUCUUUGGAGCAGCUGGCACAGUAUUUCGCGGAUAUUUCCCAGGGUACUCUACUUGGCAAGCUCCCCCAACAUCAUGGUUCUGGUCCAUCGUCAAAAUGCAGCCAGGCAACCAAGCCGGGACUAUCACUCUCCGCUCAAAGGAUCCUCGGCAAGCACCAGAGAUCAACUUCAACUACUUCGCUGAGAAGGGAGACCGUGAUCUUCAGGCUAUACAGGAGGGUGUCGAGCAUACCAUGCGUAUCUUCAACGCCACUGGUGAACCCUAUACCCCAUUCAAAGUUGUUGAGCCUCGACCUGGCGUGAGUAUCCGACAGGGUAUCAUGGAUGAUGCGUUUAGUCACCAUGCCACUUCGUCUUGUCGCUUGGGACCGGCAGGGGAUAGGGACUACUGCGUUGACUCGGAGUUCAAGGUCAAUGGCGUUGAUGGGCUUCGUGUUGUGGAUGCAUCGAUCUUCCCACGUACACCGGGAGGAUUCCCUGCUGCGCCGACGUUUAUGAUCAGUCAGAAGGCCUUUGGAGUGAUCCUUAGGAGUAUCAGGGGAUAG
Messenger RNA from Fusarium musae, 1740 nucleotides. RefSeq lists its product as uncharacterized. NCBI's taxonomy places the organism in Eukaryota, Fungi, Ascomycota, Sordariomycetes, Hypocreales, Nectriaceae. Gene Ontology annotation, molecular function: oxidoreductase activity, acting on CH-OH group of donors; flavin adenine dinucleotide binding. The record is from RefSeq and is a predicted model, not a curated record. The transcript is spliced from 4 exons. Bases 1 to 1740 code for a protein of 579 amino acids.